AAGUAUUCCUGUCUUGAUUGGCGAUACGACUCUGCAAUGGUCAAUGGGAUAUACAGAAUAUCAGAUGAUGACGGAGUUGAAUUCAACGUUUACUGCGAUUUCACAUCAGAGCCAAACUCAGUAUGGACCCUGAUCGAAUCGUUCUCUUUGGGUAAAAAUGAUCUGUUCAAAGACAAGCCAUUCACAAUUGAUUUUCCGUACUUGGAAAAUUCUCCAAACUGGGAAAAUUACAGACUCAGCAAGACAAGGAUCGAGAAAAUCAAAUCAACAUCUACCCACUGGAGAGCAACAUGUAGUUUCGAUGUUUUUGGUGUUGAUUAUCGAGAUUACAUCAGAUUCAAACUUUCUGCAUUUGAUCCACUUUGCUAUCAUAUAAAUGCAGAACCUAAACAUGUAGAACUUGUAAACGUUAGAGGGUACAGCGCUACGGAGCAAUUAGUUGAUUUUUGGCAACGUGACGGAAUUCACUUUCACAUUGAUUCGAACAUAAAUGUUCACUUUCCGCAAGCAAAAAAUGGUUCUUUAUUUAGCGAAGAUAAUUUUGGAUGCUAUCUUUCCAGAAACGAAGCAUUUAGGUGCACUACCAAUACAAGCAGCACCACUCAACAUUGGAUUGGGAUAAACUACCCUUGAUUCAAUUUUAAUCAGGGCUGCAUUUAGAUUUUCGAGGAACUGGCCAAAAAAUAAAAUAGGGCCCCCAAUAUUUUCAAAUAAGAAUUCAGUGAUAGCCUUGUUUUUCCAAAGAAAUGUUUCUACCUCUUCUCUCUUCGCAUUCAAUUUCAUUCCUUAACACAGCUUGUUCUUUGUUAACUUUUCUUUGAAAAUUUAACGAUCUGUGCAAGCUGAGAGGAAGCACACACUUUCUUUACCAGUCAUAUUGAAUAAAAGAAAGCAACAAUUUAAAGGUAGCAAUCAGCUGCUGUGUUAUUUUUGUGCAUGAGCGAAUGAGCGAGACCUGGGGCGUAGGGUGCACAAUUGCUAAUUUCUUUAAUCUCCCGGACAUAUUAUACGUAUUGCCAUAAGACUGUUCUAAAGCAAUGUAAUAAUGGCUACAGAUGUGAUAGAAGUAAAAUUCAUUUGUUCGAAAAUUGUACUUUGACAAUCUGUCAUAAAUUCUUGCCGAAAAAAACUAGUUUAGAAAAUUUAGGGCCUAUCUAAAGGGGGGGCUAGGGAGAAGGUCCAAAGUGCCCUGUGGAUAAUGCGACACUGGUUUCAAUAGAUGAAUCCAUUUGAGUGGAGAUUUUGACUUAUUGAUAUAUUCCUUCGUAUCAAAUAGUAUAAAACUUCCAAGCUAAGCAAUUAUCAAAAGCUCUUCGGCACCGUUGCACUAGAUUUUUACAUUUUGUUGCAAUAUGUAAGAAACUCACGUAAAUACUUUACUUUGAGUUUAAGCUACAUUUGGUUAUUUUUAAUGUAUGUUUCACCUUCUUUUUUAUUGCCUUUUUUAUUACAUUAUUUUUUUCACUUGAAUGAUUAUAGUACACUACAAGCGCAGAGAGUUAAUGAAUGCACCUUUUGGAUAGACGUGUUAAGCUGCUUAUUGAAUAUUUUACUGUACCAUGAUAAAAAUUAAUAUUAGUAAGGAUGUCAUUUCUCUUUGUCAACCUAUAUCCUUCUUAUAGCAUGAAUUUUUCGAUUUAGAUAUCAGUUGCUAAAAGGCUUAUUAGCCCCCUUACUUAUUCUGCAUCUGCCACAAUAACUCUUUAUGCCACUGAAACUUUUCUAAUACAAGCGAUAGCUUAGCUGGUAGUUUUCUAAUAAUUCAUUGUUACAUAACUUUAUUCAAAGAUGUUUAAGAUUACAAAGACAUUAACAGCA
This is a messenger RNA of Rhopilema esculentum, 1818 nucleotides long. RefSeq lists its product as uncharacterized. Lineage: Eukaryota; Metazoa; Cnidaria; Scyphozoa; Rhizostomeae; Rhizostomatidae. Gene Ontology annotation, molecular function: oligosaccharide binding. The record is from RefSeq and is a predicted model, not a curated record.